Messenger RNA from Loxodonta africana (African savanna elephant), 2338 nucleotides. It is a transcript of the gene ASIC4, whose product is annotated as acid sensing ion channel subunit family member 4. Gene Ontology annotation, cellular component: plasma membrane. The record is from RefSeq and is a predicted model, not a curated record. NCBI's taxonomy places the organism in Eukaryota, Metazoa, Chordata, Mammalia, Proboscidea, Elephantidae. The transcript is spliced from 9 exons. Gene Ontology annotation, molecular function: ligand-gated sodium channel activity. Gene Ontology annotation, biological process: sodium ion transmembrane transport. The coding region runs from base 43 to 1605 and encodes 520 amino acids.
AGGGGCAGGGUGGCUCUGGCCAGUCCCAGCAGCCAGGGACAGAUGCCGAUCGAGAUUGUGUGCAAAAUCAAAUUUGCUGAGGAGGAUGCGAAACCCAAGGAGAAGGAAGCAGGGGAUGAGCAGAGCCUCCUGGGAGCCGCACGGGGGCCCGCAGCCCCCCGGGACCUGGCCACCUUCGCCAGCACCAGUACUCUGCAUGGGCUGGGCCGGGCCUGUGGUCCAGGCCCUCAUGGACUGCGAAGAACCCUGUGGGCACUGGCACUACUCACCUCUCUGGCAGCCUUCCUGUACCAGGCAACCAGCCUGGCCCGGGGCUACCUCACCCGGCCUCACCUGGUGGCACUGGACCCGGCUGCCCCAGCACCAGUGGCGGGCUUCCCAGCCGUCACCCUCUGCAACAUCAACCGCUUCCGGCAUUCGGCACUUAGCGAUGCCGACAUCUUCCACCUAGCCAAUCUGACCGGGCUGCCCCCCAAAGACCGGGAUGGGCACCGUGCAGCCGGCCUGCGCUACCCAGAGCCUGACAUGGUAGACAUCCUCAACCGCACUGGCCACCAGCUUGCCGACAUGCUCAAGAGCUGCAACUUCAGUGGGCACCACUGCUCUGCCAGCAACUUCUCCGUGGUCUAUACUCGCUAUGGGAAGUGUUACACCUUCAACGCAGAUCCACAGAGCCCACUGCCCAGCAGAGCCGGGGGCAUGGGUAGUGGCCUGGAGAUCAUGCUGGACAUUCAGCAGGAGGAGUACCUGCCCAUCUGGAGGGAGACAAACGAGACUUCGUUCGAGGCCGGCAUUAGGGUGCAGAUCCACAGCCAGGAGGAACCACCCUACAUCCACCAGCUGGGCUUCGGCGUGUCCCCAGGCUUCCAGACCUUCGUGUCCUGCCAGGAACAGCGGCUGACCUAUCUGCCCCAGCCCUGGGGCAACUGCCGGGCGGAGAGUGAGCUCUGGGAGCCCGAGCUUCAGGGCUACUCAGCCUACAGCGUGUCCGCCUGCCGCCUGCGCUGCGAGAAGGAGGCCGUGCUGCAGCGCUGCCACUGCCGGAUGGUGCACAUGCCAGACUCCCUGGGUGGGGGCUCUGAGGGCCCGUGUUUCUGCCCUACCCCCUGCAACCUGACCCGCUACGGGAAAGAAAUCUCCAUGGUCAGGAUCCCCAACAGGGGCUCAGCCCGGUACCUGGCAAGGAAGUACAACCGCAAUGAGACCUACAUACGGGAGAACUUCCUGGUCCUAGACGUCUUUUUCGAAGCCCUGACCUCUGAGGCCAUGGAGCAGCGAGCAGCCUAUGGGCUCUCAGCCCUGCUAGGUGACCUCGGGGGACAGAUGGGCCUCUUCAUCGGGGCCAGCAUCCUCACGCUGCUGGAGAUCCUUGACUACAUCUAUGAGGUGUCCUGGGACCGACUAAAGCGGAUGUGGCGUCGUCCCAAGACCCCCCUGCGGACCUCCACUGGAGGCAUCUCCACCUUGGGGCUGCAGGAGCUGAAGGAGCAGAGUCCCUGCCCAAGCCGAGGCCAUAUUGAGGGUGGGGGAGCCAGCAGCCUGCUCCCCAACCACCACCACCCCCAUGGUCCUCCAGGAGGCCUCUUUGAAGACUUCGCUUGCUAGAAUGGUGCUGUGUCUGAAAAGACCCAGGAGUCUGGGACCCCUCCCCAGGCCCCCAGCAUCUACUCUCACUCCUGGGACCUUGAAGGCCUGGGGGCAGCCUAAGGCUGUGGGGGAGGGGAGGUGCUCACUGGGAGGGUGGGGACUCAGUUCCUGUUCUCUCCCCCCUCCCUCCGCCAGCUGCUUUGCACAAGGGUCCUUCUUGUCUGCACCCCCCUCCCCCAGGCUGGUGCCCAAGGGAGGGCUGGAGAUCAGGCCUUGGGCCCCAUGGAGGGGAUGAGAGGAAAGGAGAGGGAGGUGGAGGAAGGAGCCCACCCCAGGAGGAGUAGAACCCUCUGUACAUUUGUAUAUAUUUAGGGAGGAUAGGGUGGGGGUGGGGUACAGAUGUAGAAGGCUGGGUGGGGCUGCAGGGAGGGGUGAUUCAGGGACAGCCAGGGUCCCAACCUGAGUGUCAGCAGGGGAGGGUGAGCCCCCACGACUCAGGAGUGCUGAGCCACCCUGCUUCCUGCCCCUCUCUGAGCCCAGCUCCCCUCUUGGCAGGGGGAGUGGGUGGCCCAGCAGGCCUGGCCCAGCUCCCAGUUCCCCCUGCACCCACCCCACCUCAUCCCAGCAUCCCCUCCAUAAGGAGCAGACAGAACUUUCAGAACCUGGCAGAGCUUGAGGGGUGGGGAAGGGUGCCUCCUCAGGCCUCCCUCCCUCCCGUCUGGUUUUAUAAAGUGCUGAUGAAAUUGAGAAU